AUGAAAUACGGCGAUCAGCUGGAGAGGGAGUCUGUUCCUGAAUGGAGCCUGCAUAAUCUCGACUACAAUUCUCUGAAACAUGAGAUCAAAGUCCACACAACCCGCGACCAGGCCACAGCCUUGACUAUUCCCGGCCACCAAGAUACUGCGCUGCAACGAUUCGAGGAUGCCCUGUUUACUGAGCUCUGCAACCAGCACGAUCGCUUAGACUUAUUUGUUUUCAGCAAGGCGGAUGAGGUGUCAAGACGACUGGACCAUAUUGCUGCCAGCAUCAAGCGAUUUGCCGCCAAGAGCCAUCACCAUGCCGACUCACCGAGUGCGUCGCUUAGGUACCAGCGCAAAUUCAUAAAAUAUGAGCGUGAAUUGCUACGGUGUAGAGAGGAUAUCCAGGCCCUAUCGCGCUUUGUUAAUGCGCAAAUCAUUGCAUUCCGCAAGAUUCUGAAGAAAUACAGAAAGUGGACUGGUUCUUCAUCUUUAAGCUCCAGAUUCAAUGAGGAGGUCCUAAGUCACCCAAAGAGCUUUACACGGCGAAGCUUUACAGACCUCCAGGAAAAACACGACGAAAUUGAAGAACAGCUUCGCCACGCCACACCAGCGUUUAGCGAACCGAGCUCUCCUUCAUCCGUCGACACUCCCGUUGCCCCUUUGAACCAGCCUUCAAAUUCGCAUCGCGUCACUUUUGAUCCUCUACCGCCGUCAUGCUUCGAUGACACACAGCCCAAAUACUGGAACGAGUACGAUGACGGCAGCGAUGCAGGCGGCGCCGAAGAAGAGUACGCAAUCUACAUCAACCCCGACCAAGAAUCAAGUUUCCCCGGUUUAAGCUACGCCCAAGCCAUCGUAUCGUUUCCCUUUGAAAAGGCAAAGGAGUGGUUUGGUAAGCCGCAGGCUGCCGAGCAACAGCCCCUCUUUUCAUCCUUCUCACCCAGGGACUCGAGUAGCCAGGGGUACGGUUCCAUGACGGCGGUGCACACCGACUCCGAGGAAGAAGAGGCAUACGCCAGCUCCGACGGCUUCCCCACACAAGGAUAUACCACGCAUUAUGCUCUGCCCAGCGUCACCAGCCAGCAGCUGCGCCGCUACAGGGAGCGCGUCCUGUUCUGGGGCACCAUGGGCUGUUUCGGUGCCACCUUUGUCUUUCUCGGCAUUGCCGGCAUUCUCAUCUCGACGGGCCGACACAAGCUGCGAGUCGAGGUUGAUGCCGGCGCUACUGUGGGAGCAGUGGUCAGCUUAUUCUGUGCCUGCUCCGGCCUCGGUAUGACGCUUUACCGAGAAGACCAGCUAUCGCUAUCUUACCGCCUCGUGGUCUGGGGGACCUUUAUCAUUUCCUGUCUUCUCAACGGCAUGCUGCUCAUCCUGAUCCUGGGGAAUACCCCAUGA
This is a messenger RNA of Trichoderma asperellum CBS 433.97, 1380 nucleotides long. RefSeq lists its product as uncharacterized. Lineage: Eukaryota; Fungi; Ascomycota; Sordariomycetes; Hypocreales; Hypocreaceae. The record is from RefSeq and is a predicted model, not a curated record.